GGUCGUAGAAUCUGUCCAUGUUAACUUACCUCCAAAUAACUAAAAAAAGGAUUGUGACAUUUCUUAAAGGAACCCUGGAAAUGUGUUAGUGCUACCUUUGCUGACUCCUACUCACAGGGAUAUCAGAGAAGUUAAGAUUCAGUGACUGGGGCAGAUACGCUAUUUCAUCAGCACAGUAACAUUUAAGGUGUAUAAGCUGUAGGCCUCCAUACACACAGCAUGCAGCUCUCUUCUCCGACCCUUGAAAUCCUGCUCUUUGCCAUCAUUUUCAUCAUACAGUUGAGUGGUACAAAUCAAUGGAAGGGGUUAGGUACAACCCCUAACCUGGAGAAUAUUGUAAUUGGCAGGUGCUAUGAUUACAUAGAGACGGUGAAUCCUUCUGUGGGGAAGAAGAACUGUUCAGCCAUAUGGGAAGCCUUGAAGAGUGCAUUUAUCAGCAAGGACCCAUGUUCUGUAUUCCCAUCUGAUUACGAGCACUACAUCAACCUCACGUUGCAUGACAUCCCCAUGAAUAAGUCACUUUUCUGGGAAAAUAACAAACAACUAGUACACAGAUUCUCCGACCGUGGAAAACGCUCCAUGCCUUUAGGUGACACUUUAAUGGGAUUUCUGGCAGAUAGCGUGAACUUUUGUGGAGCAGCCAAUAAUUCAGGAUUUGACUACAACUCAUGCCCUACUACAUCUGAGUGUGAGAACAAUGCUGAGGAGUCUUUCUGGAGGUUGGCUUCUGUUACUUAUGCUAAGCACAGCUAUGGUGAAAUACAGAUCAUGCUGAAUGGAUCCACACCAGAAGGAGGAUUCCCACAGUCCAGUUUUUUAGCUGAUUUUGAAAUUCCAAAUUUUCAAAAAGACAAGGUUUCCAGCAUUAACAUCUGGGUGAUGGACGAAAUUGAUGGCAUGGAUGUGGAUUCCUGUGGAAAGAACAGCACUGCUAUAUUGGAGUCUGUUUUGGCACGCAGGGGUUUUUCAUACAAGUGUUAUGACAAUUAUCGACCUGUUCACAUCCUGCAAUGUGUGGAUUUUCCUGGUUGGCCAAGUUGUACUACUGAUAGUAGCAGUGGAUUUACAUCAUCGUGGAUCACAAUGGUUCCUGUCUGGUUUACUGUGAUUAUUAAUUAUGAAAUUAUACAUUGAUUGUAUAAACAAGAUACUUGCACUCCAUAAUAUAUUCUGACUUUUU
This is a messenger RNA of Bufo bufo (common toad), 1180 nucleotides long. RefSeq names its product ADP-ribosyl cyclase/cyclic ADP-ribose hydrolase 2-like. Bases 220 to 1134 code for a protein of 304 amino acids. The transcript has 9 exons. Lineage: Eukaryota; Metazoa; Chordata; Amphibia; Anura; Bufonidae. The record is from RefSeq and is a predicted model, not a curated record. Gene Ontology annotation, biological process: positive regulation of B cell proliferation. Gene Ontology annotation, molecular function: NAD+ nucleosidase activity; phosphorus-oxygen lyase activity. Gene Ontology annotation, cellular component: plasma membrane.